AUGAGACAAUCAAAUGAUGCCCCUGUUGACACACUUGGUUGCGAUAAACUCUCUGAUGAUAAUGCACCACCAAAAGUUCAAAGAUACCAGAACUUGUUAGCCCUGAUGUUAUCCAGCCAAACAAAGGACCAAAUUACAGCUGGUGCUAUGAAGAAACUUAUUGGACACGGCUGCACAGUUGAAAAUGUCAUCAACACUGAUUCUCAACUUUUAGAAGAAUUAAUAUACCCUGUAUCAUUUUAUAAAACGAAAGUAAGAAAUAUAAAGAGAGUUUCGGAGAUUCUUGCGAAGGAUUGGGAUGGAGACAUUCCUGAUGAUGUGGAAAGUCUGUGCAAACUUCCUGGAGUAGGGCCCAAGAUGGCGCACCUGACGAUGCAGUGCGCGUGGGGUGUGGUCACCGGGGUGGCUGCCGAUACUCACGUGCAUCGAAUCUCUAAUCGCUUAGGUUGGGUGAACACGAAGGCUCCCGAGAAGACUCAAGUGCAGUUGGAGGAGUGGCUUCCUAGAGAGUUGUGGGGUGAGGUCAACCACCUGCUUGUUGGGUUCGGUCAGCAGAUCUGCACGUCAGUGAAGCCGAAAUGUCAGUCGUGCCUCAACAGACACAUUUGCCCCAGCAGCUCCCUCAAGAAAUCAGAAAAAUGA
Molecule: messenger RNA, 642 nt
Organism: Helobdella robusta
Lineage: Eukaryota; Metazoa; Annelida; Clitellata; Rhynchobdellida; Glossiphoniidae
Exons: 6
Coding region: 1-642 (213 amino acids)
Biological process (GO): nucleotide-excision repair; base-excision repair, AP site formation; base-excision repair
Cellular component (GO): nucleus
Molecular function (GO): 4 iron, 4 sulfur cluster binding; DNA-(apurinic or apyrimidinic site) endonuclease activity; oxidized pyrimidine nucleobase lesion DNA N-glycosylase activity
Source: RefSeq, a predicted model, not a curated record